CUUAGUUAUCAAACACUGUUUAACAAAAUAUUUGUAAAUUUCACGCACACACACACACACGCACACACAUAAGUCAUGGCUGAUCGCUUAAAUGUCUGCAUAAUUGGGUCGGGCAACUGGGCAACAACAAUUGCACGCAAUGUGGGAAACAAUGCGCUAACUUCGCAAUUUCUGGAGCCCACUGUGCUCAUGUAUGUGUACGAGGAGUACAUAGAGGGGCGCAAGUUGACUGAGAUUAUCAAUACGACGCACAUUAAUGUCAAGUACAUGCCGGACUAUGUGCUGCCAACCAAUGUGGUGGCUUUGGAUGAUGUGGUGACCACUGCACGUGAUGCGGAUAUUCUCAUCUUUGCCAUACCGCCCACAUUUGUGAGCAACUGCUGCAAAACGCUGCUGGGCAAGGUGAAACCGCUGGCACACGCCGUGUCGCUAAUCAAAGGCUUUGAUCGCGGCGAUGAUGGCCAAAUACUGCUCAUAUCGCACAUCAUAAUGCGGCAGCUAAAGAUACCUUGCUCCGUUCUGGUGGGCUGCAACCUGGCGCAUGAGAUAAGCAACAACAACUUCUGCGAGGGCACAGUGGGCUGUCGCGAUCAGAAAUAUAUGCGCAUACUGCACGAUCUGUUCAAGUCGUCGACAUUUCGCGUAGUUGUUACUGACGAUGCGGAUUGCGUGGAGAUCUGCUCAACGCUCAGAAAUAUAAUUGCCUUUGGGGCUGGCGUUGCGGAUGGCAUGGAAAUGAAUGAGAACACCAAGGGCGGCAUUAUAAGGCGUGGCAUGCUAGAGAUACUGCAAUUCGUGGAUGUGUUUUAUCCUGGCAGUCGCAUGGCAACGUUCUUCGAGUCCUGCGGCUUAUCCGAUUUGGUCACCAGUUGCUAUGCCAAUCGCAAUCGUCGGCUGGCCGAGACUUUCGUUAAGACGGGUCGUCCUUUAAGCGAGCUGGAGUAUGUGCUGGUGCCAGGCCAUGAGCCCCUGGGCCCCGUUACCGCCGAGUUGGUAAACAUAAUGCUCAAGAAAAAGGGUCUAGAGGAUAAAUUUCCUUUAUUCACAACUAUUUAUCGCAUUUGCGCUGGCGCCUAUCCUUUGGCUCGUCUUGUGGAAACGUUGCGCUUUGCUCGCGAAGAUAUCUAUCAUCCGAAUCACAUAUUCCAAUUGUAGUACAGCAAAAAUUUGAAAUGGUAUCCAAACAAAUUGUACGUCAACAGCAGCAGUUUAAUAAAAACUUUAUUCAAAUG
Molecule: messenger RNA, 1232 nt
Organism: Drosophila busckii
Lineage: Eukaryota; Metazoa; Arthropoda; Insecta; Diptera; Drosophilidae
Gene: Gpdh2
Product: glycerol-3-phosphate dehydrogenase [NAD(+)], cytoplasmic
Exons: 6
Coding region: 76-1155 (359 amino acids)
Biological process (GO): glycerol-3-phosphate catabolic process; carbohydrate metabolic process
Cellular component (GO): glycerol-3-phosphate dehydrogenase (FAD) complex; cytosol
Molecular function (GO): protein homodimerization activity; glycerol-3-phosphate dehydrogenase [NAD(P)+] activity; NAD binding
Source: RefSeq, a predicted model, not a curated record